Molecule: messenger RNA, 4063 nt
Organism: Dioscorea cayenensis subsp. rotundata (Guinea yam)
Lineage: Eukaryota; Viridiplantae; Streptophyta; Magnoliopsida; Dioscoreales; Dioscoreaceae
Product: small RNA 2'-O-methyltransferase
Biological process (GO): piRNA processing; siRNA processing; RNA methylation
Cellular component (GO): nucleus; cytoplasm
Molecular function (GO): O-methyltransferase activity; RNA methyltransferase activity
Source: RefSeq, a predicted model, not a curated record
UUGUUCGAUCACCUCCGUGUUUUCUCGGCUCAAUCUCGCCUUCAUUCCUCCGCUCAAUCCAUCUCUUAGUGACUUCUCCGUGUGAGAUCGAAGGUUCGCGUCUCUUUGAAUCCUAAUUUUUAAGCCGAUUGGUGAAUUUGGAGCGGUUUUUUGAUGCUUUUUGUGUGUGUAUGUGUGUGGUGAUUAAUGCUGGUUGUUUGUUUUGGAUUUAGGGUUUUUAAGUACGUUUUUUUAUUGGUUUGAGACUGGAAUGGAGUUCUUAUAUGGUGUUUUUUUUUAAGCAAUGGUUUGUUUGAUCGUUUGUGUUUUGGGUUUCCUCUUGGUGUAGUGGUUGGUUCUCGGAGGCUCUAGGGUUUUAUUGUCAUUUUUGGUGAUUUUUGCAGGAAGGUGAUGAAUAUUGCUCUUUCGGCUGUUUUUUGAUUAGAUUUUUGAGCUGGCUGUUUGAUUGUUCUCAAAUUUGGAUGAUCGAAUUUGUUUGCGUUUCAUUGGAUUUAUUGAUCUUGUCAAAGAAAAAAAAUUAUAUAAUUGAUUGGUAUGUGGUUUUUUGUGACACUGUUGAGAUUUGGUUAUUAUUUUAUUUAAUAUUUUUAGGCGGAAUUGUUUGGAUUUUAGGAUAUGUAUCUUUUGUGCUGGAUUCUGGAAUAGCGGCGAAUUGUUGGUAAUAGUUUGUGUACUGUUAGAAACUACCACUGCUGAGAUUUUUGACAAGAGGGUUAGAUACUGAUCAUGACUUUUUUGGAUUUUAAUUGUAUUUUUUUUUGUAUUUUAUGUCUUGCGGGGAGGGAUUACUGUUUUCUGAUUAGUUUAUUAUUGACAAAUAUUUAAUUGUUGUAUAAGUGGUGUAUCAUAAUAGACAAAAGAUUGAAGACAACUAAUGAAGAACCAAGCCACACAACCUGUUGCAAUAAAAAGGCCAGAGCUUACUCCCAAAGCCCUUAUACAUCAGAAGUAUGGUAGUAAAGCUUGCUACAAGAUUGAGGAAGUGCAACAGUAUGUGGAUAAUGCUUGCCCUGGGCUUGCUAUUCCACAGCAAGUUCGUUACAUGUAUCGAUGUUCUUUGGAUCUCCCUGAUCUAUCUGUUACUUCUGAUACCUUCACGAAAAAGAAGGAAGCAGAACAGUCUGCUGCCAAGAUUGCCAUAGAGAAGCUCGGUAUCCAGUCCACAACAAAUGAUCCUACGCCACAAGAGGCUAUGGAUGAAUUAGUUGCUCGUAUAUCCGGGUUAUUUACCAAUGAGUUCCUUUCUUCAUCCCAUCCCCUGACUGGACACAUCAGAGUUGCAUUGAAGAAAAUGGGUGCCUGUUUUGGUAGGAUUCCCAUCUCUGUGAUUGCUGCCUCCGAUGUGAAAGUUUGCAAUUUGUGCAGAGUCAUCAAUCCUGAUGUGGAGUCAGAUCCUCUCCUGUUAAUAUCACUUGUCAGGAAGGCUGCAAAAAUGUCUGAUUCCCUUGUUACCAGUGACAAAGAGCCUUGGAUAUCAAGACAAGGUGCAUACUCUGCCGAGGUUUUACAGUUGUUAGCAGACUGUGAAUCAUGCCAAACAGGAUGUGUGGAUAUAGGAGCCCUUCUUAUUCCUUGCUCAACUGAGAAGCACCCUGAGUCAUUGAGUCUUAAUAUUGACAAUAAUUAUUAUUACUUGGAUGCAAUUGCUCAAGUACUUGGUGGUGCUGAUUCAUCUCAAAUUUUGAUCUCAAGGACUGUUGGCAAGGCUUCUUCUGAAAUGAAACUUUACUUCCAUGUUCCAAAAGUUUCAAAUUGGCCCGCAUAUCUAUUAUCAGAGGUGGAAGGCAAAAAUGGCAGUCUUAACCUAAUGCUCAAUAAAAGAGCAUCCUACUUAUCAGGUCAAAGAAUUUAUGGAGAUGCAGUCUUGGCAAAUGUUGGAUACACAUGGAAGUCUUCAGACCUCUUCUAUGAAGAUGUAUCUUUGUGUACCUAUUACAGAUUGCUUCUCAAUAAGGUUCCUGAUGGCCAUUACAAGUUGUCCAGAGAGGCAUUAUUGAUAGCAGAGCUCCCAACCAGAUAUACUUCUCGCAUGAACUGGAAGGGCCCUUCUCCACGAGACCUCCUCUGCACGUUCUGUCGACAGCACCGGCUUUGUGAGCCCCUUUUUAAUGUGAAAUUUCUGGAUUCUCCUGGAAAAUUUUCAGAAUUGUCGAGGACUUGCAAAAAUUGGAAGCCAUCAAUGUUAGAAGAAGAAAUUGAGAAGGCAAAUACUGAAGCAGAUCAUGUCAGUAACAGAGACGAGGAAAGGGUAAGCAGUUUCCAAUGUGAAGUGAAGAUUUUAUCAAGGAGAGGAGAUCCAAUUCUUGUAUGUUCUGUUGAGGAUGCUUUUAGGAAAGAGGUUGAUUCUAUCCAAAAUGCUGCUUUGAAAGUCCUACUGUGGUUCAAUGAGUAUUUCAAACAAUUAAACAUGCCCAUUGGAAAGCUUUGUCUGUUUGGAGAAGCUCACCAGAUUAAUGUUGACCCUGUUCAUUUUCUGAAGGAAUUUGUCAAUCCUCUCUCUCUUUAUGAUGCAAAUAUUAAUUUCUCUUCAAGAAACUGCACCUCAUCCAGAUCUCUCUGUAACGCACUGGACAGAGAACAGGAAACUGAAAUUAUUUUUUCUAAUCCUGAAGGAGCAGAUUCUGGUGUUUUCCCGUCACCAGGAUCUUUAACCUGUAUAAGUUACGUUGUGGCUUUAGUUAAAAACAAUGGACAUUUAGAAGAAAUUUUAGAAAGCAAUGAUGAAUUUGAGUUUGAAAUAGGGACUGGCUCUGUGAUUAGCCAACUUGAGGCAUGCAUAACUCAGCUAUCUACCAAUCAGUCUGCAAAGUUUAUUACUGGACUACCUCCCAAGGACUUGAUAUUGGCUGCAUCUACUAAAUCCGAUAUUCUUCUUUCCCAGCUGUCACUUGACAAAUGCUUUCUAGAGUACACCGUUAAAAUAUUGCGAGUAACAGAACCAUUGGAGGACAGACUGGAGCAAGCACUGUUCAGCCCUCCUUUGUCAAAACAGCGUGUUGAUUUUGCAGUGCAACAGAUUAAUGAAAAUCACGCUGCUUCCUUGGUUGAUUUUGGAUGUGGAUCUGGUAGCUUGCUUGAUUCUCUAUUGGAGCAUUCAACUUCGUUAGAAAAGAUUGUUGGUGUGGAUAUUUCAGUUAAGGGUCUUACACGUGCUGCGAAGAUUCUACAUACAAAACUGAGUGUGAAAUCUUCAAAGAUCCAAUCUGCAGUCCUUUAUGAUGGUUCUAUCACUGAUUUCGACUCACGUCUGCAUGGUUUUGACAUUGGUUCUUGUUUAGAGGUCAUUGAGCAUAUGGAAGAGCAUCAGGCUCAUUUGUUUGGUGAUGCUGUUCUGAGUUUGUUCUGCCCUCAGGUACUCAUUGUCUCGACUCCGAACUAUGAAUACAACACCAUACUUCAGAGAAGUUCAUUACCCAGCAGAGAAGAAGAUCCUGAAGACAAAUCAGUGCCGUGUAAAUUCCGAAAUUUUGAUCACAAAUUCGAAUGGACAAGGGGGCAAUUUGAGCACUGGGCCAGGAACCUUGCUUCUAGGCACAAUUAUAGCGUCAUGUUUAGUGGAGUUGGUGGAUCAGGUGAUGUAGAACCAGGUUUUGCUUCUCAGAUUGCAGUUUUCAGAAAACAGGUUCAUCGAGAUGAGAAAUGUAUAAAGAUGGAAUCAUGUCAUCCGUACAACAUUGUAUGGGAAUGGUCUAACAAGAACAGCUCUGUGGCAACCUAACAAAUUUUUUGGUCAUUUACAUGAAAUGGAAAUUCUAAAGAAAGGUGAAAAGAACAUUGAUGACAACAUAGUUUCAGUAUUCGUCAUUAUUCAUUAUAUAGCGUCAAUGUGCAGAUGAUUUUGGCAUGGAAAAGUGAUGGUUAUGGGGUUGAAGGCAGGGAAUUACAGCAGUGAUUCAACUUAAAAAGGGUAAUGAAAUAUAUGUAUGUUUUUGAUCUUGAUUGAGUUGGGUAAUGACCAUGUAUGAUGAUGAGAAUGAAACGUGUCAAUCAUACUCAACAUGGCCUGCAAGUGUUUUGACUUUCAAGGGCAGGACAAAGUCAACGUACAGGAAACAAGAACCAG